AUGAAUCAGGAAGGAUACUUCAACUCGUUGAUUUCCAAUGCCAGAUUGGGAGAAAAGAGUACCCAAUCGGGAUCUCUUCCUUCUAGUCCGCUGCACAGUUCUUCGAUUUAUCACCAGCCAGGAAACUUGGGCACCUCUUUGGACUCCAGCUCAAGUUUCCUUCAAUACCAAAAUACCAGUCAUUCAGGCAAUUUGAUGAACCCAUUGAUGAAAACUCUUGAAUUCAUUGGUGCCAAAAGUCCAGAUACCCCAAGCGCCGCUUCUGUUAUGUAUAAAUUAAGAAAACUAAUCAACGCGGAGAAGAAAACACUCAAGAGAAGACAUGAGUUUCUGACUGGCGUUUCUCAUUGGAUCAAUGUUCUCAACAAUGGUGAGAACAAGAGAUUGCUUGUUGAGUUUAGCAGAAUUGGGGAAUUGCAAGGUAGAUUAGACGAAGAGCUCAUUAGAAAGAAGGAGAAUAUCAAUUUGCAACUGUACCAUGUUUCCCAAAGAGAGUCUAAAUCUGCCGAGCUCAAACUAAAACGAGCACGCACUUUCAAGCAGCUACGGGACCAGGAGCGCAAAAUUGGUGAUAAUCACAAUACAUGUUUAUCAAGAGAAGCACUUGAGGAAUUGAGCAUUUCGAUCGAAGUGGUGGAUGAACAACUAGUCAAGUCAAUCAACACUUCAUUACAGGGCUCUUUAGUUGAUUAUGUUCUCAGCAUGCAAAGCGCAUCAUCCGAUAUCAAGGAAGGAUGCAAUGAGUUUUUCGAAUACCUAAAUGCUGAUUCUAUUUACAACUGUCGCAAAAGCUAUUUACUAGACGACUCUUCUGACAAGAUCCAGUACAUCGGAUCCAGAGAAACUUCCGAAAACAAGGAAAAUCACUUCAAAGGUCGCAAUGAGGAGAUUAAACCUGUUGGAAGCAAGAAGAAGAAAUACUCAACUCUUAUGAACGGAGCUGGGUUGGCUGCGGUUGGCGCCAGUACAGAGCACUUGACUGGAUCUGAGUUGAAAGAAGAGAUUAACAAUCUUCAAACUCAGCCUUUAAAAUGCCCUGACUGCGGCUGUCAGCUAAAGAGUGAACAUACCCAUCACUCCAGCACGUGCUCCUUUGUGAAACAGAAUUUGAACGAUCCACCAGGCUCAUCUCAAAGCCUGGCGAUGCCGGGAAGACUAGGAAUCCGCAUACCUAGCGUUUUGAAAUCCCGCGCCGGUGAAGGAUGGUAA
This is a messenger RNA of Ogataea philodendri, 1209 nucleotides long. RefSeq lists its product as uncharacterized. NCBI's taxonomy places the organism in Eukaryota, Fungi, Ascomycota, Pichiomycetes, Pichiales, Pichiaceae. The record is from RefSeq and is a predicted model, not a curated record. The transcript has a single exon. The coding region runs from base 1 to 1209 and encodes 402 amino acids.